Molecule: messenger RNA, 579 nt
Organism: Hydatigera taeniaeformis
Lineage: Eukaryota; Metazoa; Platyhelminthes; Cestoda; Cyclophyllidea; Taeniidae
Source: the annotation of a GenBank genome assembly
AUGAUUGGAGCUACAGUGAUGAAGGCGCGCUACGAUUCGCCCAUCGGUGCCAUGCCCUCCAUUUGCACAUGCGAAAGCUGCAUCAACGAUUACCUCUACGUAUACGAGAAGCGGAAUGUGGCCGGUCUGCUUUCAUUGCCCGUCUCUUCGGCUGAGGUUAGCAAAGAAGUGGGAGAAGACUUCUACUUCUGGCUGCAACAGAACAUUCACAUAGUGUGGAUCGGGACAUUUUAUCGCCUCUUUGUCUAUCCCACCAAUAUGGCCUGGCACCUCCAACCCUUCGAUUCACCCGCCGAAGUGCCUUCCAGCAGCUGUAUUUGGGGCGUUACCGAGUCCGCAAAAGUUCGCUUCACCUGCACUGACUGCGGAAAGGUGUGGACCUCUAUAUCCGCGCUAGCCUCUUUCGCCCUCUGUGUGGAGCUUGAAGAGAGUCGGCCUAAGUGGAAUCUCUGGUUUUCUCUCCACGGUCAAACCUGCUCGAAUUGCGUCUCCCUCGGCUACACACCCAAGCCUCACUACGGUACUUGGUAUCCCCACGAGGUGUUCAGGGUAAGCACCCUUAACCUUACCGAAGUGUAG